Molecule: messenger RNA, 1840 nt
Organism: Purpureocillium takamizusanense
Lineage: Eukaryota; Fungi; Ascomycota; Sordariomycetes; Hypocreales; Ophiocordycipitaceae
Exons: 1
Coding region: 647-1558 (303 amino acids)
Source: RefSeq, a predicted model, not a curated record
CUGCAUCAUCAUCCUCCUGUGGUCAGGGCUCACACCCCCCCUUCUCGAUUCCCUCCCUGCGUCACUCCUCCUCCUCCUCCUCCGCCUCUCAGCCUCCCGCUGCACAUACCACCCCCUCCAUCAUCGCCCCUUUCUCGACACUGGGCUGCAGGGGAUUUUUUUUGUUAUCCAUGGCCAUAGCUCGCCGGCCUUUGUUGAGCAGCAGCACCGACAUCUACAGGCCGUGCGUGAGUGAGGCUUUGUCCCCCAUCCGCGGGUCGCUUUCUGCCCUGCCGCCUCCCCCGUACGACGACAGCGAGUGACGACGGUCGGGCGCGCACGAGACCAACGGCACAGCGGCCAGAGACAGCUCGCGCCCCCCCUUCCUAGCGAAUACGAAGGGGACGGACGGUGUACCGCGAGCUGCACGCCUCACAGCCCAAGGCGGCCGCAGAGAGGAGGCACGCACGUACGAAGACACGACCGCGCUCCCGCGCUCCCAAACCCCAUAGCGACCGACCGACCGACCGACCGACCGACCGACCAAGUUCUAGCUAGCUAGCUACACCGCACAUACGCAUCACCUGCCUCUCUUCUUACCCACGCACCAGCAGCAGCGACAUCGGCGGCGGCGGCGGCAGCUCCCGCACGCGUUCCCCCCGGCACGAUGGCGUCCUGGUACAACAACAUCCUCACCAAGACCACGUCGCAAAUCUCCUCCCUCCGCUCCACGCUCCUCUCCUCCGACGCCGACGGCGACACCGAGGACGACACCCACGUCUGCCGCGUCCUGCGCAACUACUACUCCGACAAGGGCCGCCCCUUUCCCCCCUGGCUCCCCCCCGACCCCAAGGCCGCCGCGCCCCCGCCCGCGCAGACACUCUACUCCCAGCCGCAGGUCGGGUCGCGAUACGGUGGCCUCGGCCAGCAGCAGCAGCAAGGAGGAGGAGGUCCCGGCAGCAGCGGCGCGUUGAGCAGCCUGUGGGAUAGCGGGCCGGCACCGCAGCAGCAGCAGCAACAAAGCCUUCGUGCUGGAAGAUUGGCCCCCAACGCGGCGGCCGGUGUCGGGCCGGCGGGGAGGAUGGGCGGCGGCGGCGGGCGUGACGACGCCGUGAUGCCGCGUCCGCUGCCGAGCCAGCGCGCGGGCAGCUACCAAAGCGCGACGGCGGCCUCUCCGCAACCAACCGGCGCGUCCGCGCAGGACCGUCUCCGCCAGCGCCUCUGGGGCGGCAGCUCAUCACGCACGUCUAGCCCUUCGCAGAGCGCCACCGGCAGCGGCCAGCAGGGUCCGUUCCAGCCCCCGUCCGCUAAUAGCGUUGGCGGCGGCAGCAGCAACAGCAAAUCAUCAAAGUACGAAGACCGCUUCGCUCCCAGUGGCUCGUACGAUUCCGGCCGUGGCGGCGGCGGCGGCGGCGCGUACAUGGGUGCGAACGCGCCGUGGUCGAGCGGAGGGGGCGAGUACGGAGGAGGAGGGGGAGGAUCAGGAGCAGGAGGUGGAGCUGGCGGUGGUGGAAGGCAGGGCCUUCCCAGCGGGCCGAGGAGGCAAGGCUUGCCGAGCGGGCCUCGUGGGUACAGAUGAGUUCCAGGAGGAAGCAUGUUUCUUGUCGGGCGGAGACGAGAGGACCCGUCGUAAUGUUUGUUGUGAUGGCGAAUGGGUGAGGGAACGGGGUGGCCGUCGGUUUGCAUGCGAGCCUAGCAGGUUAGAGGCGUUAAUACCCGGGUUGACAUUCCUUUACCGCCGCCGACAUGUCGGUGGACUAUUAAACUGCCAUGUGCGCUUUUUGUCAUGUUUGUCACUGGAUCAUACAUACUUUCACAGAUAGCUAGCUUCUUCAGUUGCAAAAAGGAGCUUCAUAAAUCA